GUUCUUAAACUACUUUUACCUUCAGUUUAGUAGCCAACAAAAGACCGACUUUUCUGAAGAGAGAUUGAUCGAGAAAAACUAAGUUGAGAAUUUUCAAUUUUAGUUCAUAAAUUUAAACAUUUUGUUUUAUGCUGAUCGACUGUAGGUUGAGGAUGUAUACAGAUAGUUUGUCACAAGUUGAUAACGUUCCAGUCAGACUACAUGCGAGCCGGACUGAUAAUACGUUAAUUGGUUGGUACCAAUUAAAAUUUGUAACUCAAUAUGUUUUCAACGUAUUUGCCAUGACGUUUUUGGUUCAGUUGAAUUAUUGCUUUAUCGAAAAAUUUUAUUACAGUUAAUUUUUAUGCGAUACACCGAAAUAAGGACAAUCAGCUUGCAAAGGUCAAUCAUUGUUGUUAUUUUCGAUCUGAAAUAUUCCACUAAUACAUGGUGAUUCAAUAACAAUGGGAAAUCCGGAAUGAUAAACAUAGGUACAACGUGUUGAACUUUAACUUUCAAGUUUUACUCUUCUUUGCUCAAGAAGCGUCGACAUAUGGGGAUUUUCUAUGUAUAUCGGAUUUGCAUGCUUUCAAUUUGUCUAAAUUAUGUUCAUGCCUGUGAACAAUUAUACAGGGUGUUAGGAAAUAAGUGCGCCAAAGUUCAAGAGGUGAUUCUGCAUGAAAAAAUAGUGACCCUUUGCUUAUGAUUCGUAUGUAUUUUCUAAACUUGUUGCUGCAAAAAAUAUUUUCCAUGACGAGUUCAAAGCUCGAAAUUUGCGAGCUCACCAGUUACAUUAUCAAAAUAAUUUUUUCGAAUUCUUCGUGAUCGAAAAAAGCGUUCAGGACCAUUGCUUGAAGCAUAUAAUUCUUAACAGACCAUUUUCAAAGAAAACCAUUCCACAGUCGCUAGAAUAGCAUUCCAAUUAAUCGUGUACCAGAUAUUUCCGUAAAGUGGAAUUGAAGUGCAAUUAAUCAAAUAAAAUUUGUUCAAUCCGUGAACAAUGAACAUCCUGAAUUUAGAAUGAAUUCUCAUUAUUAUUAUCUGAUGUUUGGAAGCAGAGCUUUGUUACGAUUAGUGAUUUCCACCGGUUGCACCAACAAUUUUUUUGUAGUUAGGCUUGGACUCUUCGUUGCUUGUACGAAACUGGAAGAAAAAUAUACGCUUCUGUAUUUCAAACGAGGAUCGAAACUAUUAAUGUCGAAGAUUUGCAAUCCGGAGCAUUGGGAAGUCGUUCAUUCAUUAUAUUCUUACGUAAAAUAAUUGAAAACUGAAAUGCGGCUUUUCUUAUUUUUCGCUAUCUUUGUCUGCUUUAUUUUUCGAUGUUUUCCUUUAUGCGCUCCGACUUGCUAGUUGUUUUUAAAAUGUUUUUAGCAAACGAUGCAGAUGACACACAGGUCGCUCAGAGAAGUUACUAUAGCGUAUAAUUUUUAACUUAAAACCUUAAAUUAGUAUGUAUUGUUAAUGGCAGAUAUUGCACUUAGGAUUUUCCGCAUACUUAAAAGACGAUUUUAUCAAAUCGGUCCUGCUCACACUUUUAUGGUGCAAAAACCGUGACUAUAUUGAAACUCGUUCACCUGUGCAGGAAUUAUGUCUUUUGUCACCCCUCCAUAACUAAUUCCGUUAUUUAGUAAAGUUUACUGACAUUUCAGCUUCACAUUUGCGUAUUUUCAGUAUAGUUCCGAUAUGUCUAUUUGAACACUAGUGACCACAUUUCCGUGCCAAGUCCAUUCAAAGCCUAUCAACACAUUGCCCCAUAUUGUAUGACCACAGUAUGAGCAUAUUGUUCCUGCUAACACUAAAAUGAGUUCGACCGUUUUCGUAUUUGAAGUGGCAAUGUUGAUGAGUUUUUGCUUAGCACAAGACUACGCCUUUAUAGAUGAUAUUCCAAUUGAAAGUUAUGAUCACGGAGAUCAUCAGGAAAAUGACAUGGAUCUGGAGCUACUUCCUGUGAGACGGGGGCGAUCCUCGUCCUCAGAUGAAGACCCCAAGGACUAUUUUUUCAGAUCUAUGAGGUCAUUUGAUGACUUUGAUGACGUGAGAACCCUGGGGCCGUAUCAGAACAUUCCAAGGCCCCCCCUUCAGAGUCAGGCUCAGGAGAGGCAAAAACGGAGUGCUCCCGCGACUCCGCUGCUGUCUCCCAAAAGAGAGGAUUCUUUAAAUGGAGUAAUAAAAAACCUUGGAAAACCCUUAGAAGUGGUAUCGCUAGAUACCAGAAAUCUCACUCAAAAGGACGAUGAAGCCGAAAGCAGACUGGCUACUGACGAAGUAGCAAUUAAUGAUUUCAUUAGGUUUAGACGAGCUGCCAAUGUCGAGGAGUCUGGAGGGAAAGAGAGCAGUGGCCAACAGAAGAAAGUCCCUUUGUCUCAAAAACUGAUGAUGGAAGCUUCAGACGAAGAUAUGAAUCGUGAAGCACGAGGAGCGAUUAAGGAAGAAUGGGUGAAGCAAGUGUACCCUGUUCGGAAAGAGGAUGAAAUGUCGUUUGAGGACAAUAUUCCUUCUUCCAGUGAACAUCUAAGGGUUCCGCGGGUACACUUUGUUACCCAAAAAUUUACAGACAAUAGAUUGGCGUCAUCGGAUAUGAGACCAUACGAUAGAGAGCCCAGAUCUAGGCGGAUUGACCGUCUUCCUGUUCGAGAUCCUCCUAGAGACCUUGCUAGAGAUAUUGAGGAGGAUAAUCCUCAUUUUGAGAGAAGCUAUAGGUCUUAUGGGCAACCCAUGGAAAGAGGCAGGGCAUUUUACAGAGAUGAAUAUCCCCGGUAUGAUCAAAGGGAUUAUCGAGAAUACCAACGUCCAAGAUACCAAAACUACGAACAAUCGCGCAAUGAUUUCGGUUCCUUGAUGCAAAAACCACAGAAACGUAUAAUUUACUAUGCCACUCUGCCUGAGAUAUCAAGAAGCCCCCCAAAUGUGGACCUUAGGGACCGAUACCGAUACGAACGGGACAGGUACGAUGACAGAUACGUACAAGACCCGUAUAGAUUUAGGAAAAGUUAUCCUCCAAAAGCGCGAUAUGAAGAUGAAGGCAAAACUCCCUAUCCUGUGAAAGUAUUGACCGAUGUCAAUGUAAGGGAAGUCAAGAAAAGUCCAGAAAGAAGGAUUUACUCCGAAGUUGAUCGGAAUAGAUAUGCAUAUAACACUCCCCCUUAUCAAGCAGCGGAUGGGUAAAAUGUGGCCUUUCACAUACUACACCAGUAACUUAGUGUUUUAGGAACAUUUUAUUUAAAAAGGAAAUAUUUGCUAGACUAAUAAUAUUUAUUAGAUUUUAUGUAUUAAAUUAGUUAUUCAUUUGUAUUUUUUACUUGAUUUUUUAAAAUAAACUUUGUAAGGAAAAA
Messenger RNA from Dendroctonus ponderosae (mountain pine beetle), 3311 nucleotides. RefSeq lists its product as uncharacterized. The record is from RefSeq and is a predicted model, not a curated record. NCBI's taxonomy places the organism in Eukaryota, Metazoa, Arthropoda, Insecta, Coleoptera, Curculionidae. The transcript has 5 exons. Bases 1780 to 3144 code for a protein of 454 amino acids.